AUUAAAUAUAUAUCACGCUUUCCCCAAAUUUGAUAACAAACGAUUAUUCCCAAUAUAUUUAUAUCACAGUAUCGAGUUUUCUCAACCGAACUACUAAAUCCGGCAACGCCGCUCGAAAUUACACGUUCGACUAUCACGACGCGCAUUUUCAAUUCCAGUAUAACCGAAUGGCGCGAACCGUACACUCGUCGCGUGGUUCUAAGACGAUUACAUGUGCACAACGUAACCAGUUUACAUAACAUUCACGCAGGGCCACAACCUAACCUCACAAACUCAGUGCUGCAUCGCGAAAGGGCCCUAUUACGUAACUGCAUCGUCAUUGUUAUAAUGAAAUAAACGAUGCGGGAGUACGAGGUUCGUAAAACAGAAUUAUCGCAUAAUUACCCCGAUUUUUUAACCUCCCUCGGUACGUAUACGAAACCUAAACUAAAGUGUGACGGUAGAAUUUUACGUAAAGAUACUGAACGUAUUAGAAAAUUCAAAAAAUUACGGAAACCUCGUAAUUAUUAUUUGAAGGAGUUCGGUAAAGCUUUAUUUCGAGCUAUGGAUCAAAAUCGACUUUUGUUUAUGUGUCCUUUAUGCAGGAAAGUGCUCGAAUGUCCGAUGACCGUCGAGUGCGGUCACACUUUUUGUAAGGACUGUAUAGAUUCGGCGGAAAACGAUUUUUUCGAUACUUGUGUUGUUUGUUUGUUGAAAUUAACGUCUCAGAAACGUCGCGUUAAUGUUUUGGUACAACAUCUGGUGGAAAAAUGGAGGGAAAGGAAUAAAAAUGAUAAAAGAAAUGCAAAUGUGGUACCGAAUACGGAAGAUAUAUUAGGCGUGGCGCCUAGGUACCACCUUCGGUCCGGUUACGCGGGACUUCACGUUAAAAAGGACAUGCAGAAUAAGAUAUCGAGUUUGUUGGAGAAAUCCACAGAGAGGUUGUCGUAUAAAAAAGCAAAACGAAAAACGAGAAACGGUGGUAUUUGUGGUACGACUUAUUGGUUUGAAGGACAGCAAGGAUAUGGACACGUUCAGGAAACUCUGGAUAGCGUUUUUAGAGAAGUUGAUGAUAUUCAAGAAGAAGCUCUGAAAACAAGUUGGAGCUGCAUAUUAUCCUGCGACUUAGAAUGCAUCCUGUGCAGCAGAUGCAUUUUGGAUCCUGUGACGACUGGUUGCGGACACACGUUCUGUCGUGGCUGUUUAACCCGAGUACUCGAUCACGGUCUCCCCUGCCCCCUAUGUAUGACCUCCCUCACCAUUUCGGAUUAUUCGAGGGGCUCCACGGAAGUACUACAAGAAGCCAUCAAAUUCCUAGUGCCACAAGACUACAAUGAAAGAUUGGCGAUCAAUUUGGAGGAGAGUUCGAUACUGGACAACGGUACCGAUGUACCGGUGUUUAUUUGUACGAACGCUUUUCCGGGCGUCGCUUGCCCUUUGUACGUUUACGAACCGAAGUAUCGUUUGUUGGCGAGGAGGUGUCUUCGAUCGCCGACCAAACGUUUCGCCAUGGCGGGAAAAGACGCCGGCGGCGAUAAGUUCGUCCAAUACGGCACUUUGUUGGAAGUCAGGGAUGCCGUGAAUCUCGAAGACGGUCGGUUCAUUUUAACGACGGUCGGUGUGCGGAGGUUCAAAGUCGUCAGUAGAAGCGAACAGGACGGUUACGACACGGCACGAAUCAAUUAUAUGAAAGACAACGACGUUCCUACGGAAAAAUUACAAGAAUUGAUUUCUAUACACGAAAGGGUCUACAAUAAAGCUUCCAAAUGGAUAAAAUCAUUGAAACCGAAAGUAUUGGCCGAAGUGGAAAGGCUCAUAGGGAAAAUGCCGAAUGUCGAAAGGGAUUGGUUCCAAUUACCCGACGGACCAUCGUGGACGUGGUGGUUGAUGCCCAUUUUACCACUCAGCUCUCAAUUGCAAGUGGGGUUUCUGAGUACGACCAGCUUGGAGAAACGACUCAGAGCCAUCGACAAGAUGUUGGAGCACAUGAAAAUCCGCAUGAAGGCUUUGGAACGAAACACUGUUGCCUGCCCGCAGGAAAUCGAUUCCAUAGAUUAUUGCGGCGAUAAUGGCGGUUCUUUCGAUAUGCCAUAUAAUAAUUAAAUAUUUAUUGAAAACAACUUUUCGCUAUUUAUUACCGAAACACAUCUUUUUAUCGAAAUUUCGAAAAACAUCAUUAUUGCUGACAAACCCUGUAUGCGAAAAAAUUUAUUUCACACCAACGGUGUACGUUUUGAUUCUAAUUAUUCUUGAACGUACAUUCGAAUCGCGGUUUUGGAUUAACGUUUAAUUUUAUUUUUUUUUUUCUAAUACAGGGUUUCUCGUUAAUACGGAUCGCAAGUAAUUGUUACGAACGUCCGUAUUUUUUCGAAAAUUUCGUAUUGUAUGGUUUUUUUCUCUUCCCAAAAAUUAAUAUUUAUAUCGUACAAUCAUUUUAACAUAGACAAAUUUUUGGAUUCUCUAUACUGUAGUUUUCCUACCAUAGAUAUAGAUAAAUAAUAAAAAAACCUGUAUAUUUAUAUCUAUAUAUAUAUAAUGUGACCAAAAAUCUAUUUAUUUUUCUAAAAAUUUUUUAUUUCCAUAUAUUUUUUUCAAUAUUCGAUAAAACUCGAAAUAUGUCGUCGUGCGCUUGCGUAUUCUUUUAAUUUCUUUCAAAGAUUAGUUUUAAAUAUUAUAAAUUUCAUAUUUAUUUUUUUUCCAUGUGAUAAUAUUUUAAAGCAAUUAUUUAUUAGUUCGGUCAUUAUAUGAAAAACAUUUUCUUAAAUAAACUUUUUAAAUGAA
Molecule: messenger RNA, 2760 nt
Organism: Diorhabda sublineata
Lineage: Eukaryota; Metazoa; Arthropoda; Insecta; Coleoptera; Chrysomelidae
Product: LON peptidase N-terminal domain and RING finger protein 3
Exons: 7
Coding region: 340-2082 (580 amino acids)
Source: RefSeq, a predicted model, not a curated record